Molecule: messenger RNA, 867 nt
Organism: Periophthalmus magnuspinnatus
Lineage: Eukaryota; Metazoa; Chordata; Actinopteri; Gobiiformes; Gobiidae
Gene: foxb2
Product: forkhead box B2
Exons: 1
Coding region: 1-867 (288 amino acids)
Biological process (GO): regulation of transcription by RNA polymerase II; anatomical structure morphogenesis; cell differentiation
Molecular function (GO): DNA-binding transcription factor activity, RNA polymerase II-specific; RNA polymerase II cis-regulatory region sequence-specific DNA binding
Source: RefSeq, a predicted model, not a curated record
AUGCCUCGGCCCGGGAAGAGCUCCUACAGCGACCAGAAGCCGCCCUACUCCUACAUCUCCCUCACGGCCAUGGCCAUCCAGAACUCCUCCGAGAAGAUGCUCCCGCUCAGCGACAUCUACAAGUUCAUCAUGGAACGCUUCCCUUACUAUCGCGAGAACACGCAGCGCUGGCAGAACUCCCUGCGCCACAACCUGUCCUUUAACGACUGUUUCAUCAAGAUCCCGCGGAGGCCGGACCAGCCCGGGAAGGGCAGCUUCUGGGCGCUGCACCCGGACUGUGGAGACAUGUUUGAGAACGGGAGCUUUCUGCGCAGACGCAAGCGCUUCAAAGUCCUCCGCGCGGAGCACGUGUCCUGUAAGAGCGCGCCCAUGAUGCAUUACUUUCACCAGCACCACGCGGGCACCAAACCCCCGGCCCACCACGAGCACGCGGCCGUGGGCUCGCGCCUGCCGCACUUCCAGAGCUACACGCAGCCCGCGGCCUUCAGACACCCGUUCGCCAUCGAGAACCUGAUCGGCCGAGAGUACAAGGGCGCGCUCCCGCUCAGCGUCAUGCACCACCUGGGCUACCCCGUGCCCGCGCAGCUCAGCAGUAUGGUCAACUCCAUGUGGCCGCACGUGCUGUCUGACCCCGUGCCCUCCGCCGCGGACUACGGGCCUUUCGGUGUCUCCAAAAGUCUGUACCACAGCCAAGGCGCGCCCGCGCUGCCCGCCGUGCCCGUGCCCAUCAAAGCCACGCCGGGACUGGGGCCCGUGCCCGGCCUCAGCGCGCUCCCUCCUGGGGCUCAGCUGUGCGCGCCCCCGGGCCUCGACAAGUCCGACCUGCUGGAGUCCAAAAGUACAGCCCUGCACCCGCUCCUGCUGUAG